AUGGAACCGCCCUCGCCCCUUGCUCCUGCGCCUAGUGCACCCGCGUCCUCGCUGUCGUCCACGCGUUAUGCAAAGCGAGUUGAUAAGAUGAGAAGUGCAGUUAAAGCAGAAGUGAUGCAGACCUUGAAGCCAGCGUUCACGAAGAGGCUGCGGGCAGUGCGCUUGCGGAACGCAAAGCGGUUUAUAGAGCUGGCCAGAUGCGUCAUCCGCGUCGGGGCCAGGCUGGACACCUUUGAAAAGCGGAUGGAUGUAUUCAUGGAGACAUUGAGCGAGGAGUUUGGAGAGUACGAAGAAUGGAAAACUGGCUUUGCUGAGUCUGCCCCAGUCCCCGCCCUCGAUGGCAAGGACCCUGCUGACAGGCCCGAUGGUCGGAUGAUUGGCAACGAGGGCGAAGCCUUUGAUAAGCCUGGUGCUGUCGAUGAUAGCGAGGGCAAAGCGGAAUCAUGA
Molecule: messenger RNA, 447 nt
Organism: Symbiodinium sp. CCMP2592
Lineage: Eukaryota; Dinophyceae; Suessiales; Symbiodiniaceae
Source: the annotation of a GenBank genome assembly